AUGGCGGCGAGUACCUCUGGUCCGCAAAUUUUUGACGAUGCGAACCGAUCACCUACCAAAUCGUCCAUGUUCCGGGCCAUCAUGUCAUCGAGAACCCAUAAACGAAAUCAAUCGGCCGACGAUGCCCUGCCCCGGCCUCUGAGAAGCAUACCAAGUGAGAAUAUCGCUUCCCCAUUUGGAGGUCCUGGUCCCAGUCCCAUCGCUGGCUACCGCCCGCUGACUGAGAUUGAGCCCAACCGCGAUGCGGGUGACAACGGGGUUUCCUCGCCGAAGAUUGGCAGGGAACAUCCGAAAGGCCCCUUGCAUAAGAAGACUAAGAGUGCCGUUUCAUUGAAGUCUCUGAUGAGUUAUAUGGAGCGCAAGGAUGGCAAACCGGAGGAGAUGCCCGGGCGGAGUGAGGAGAUAUCACCCAAGAAGACCAAAUCCUCCAAUAGUCUGUCGGCCAUACUCAAAAGAUCUCAACGGGGAAGAAAAGACGGCUCCAAGCACAGUCGCGACAAAGAAAACCGCAGCCCGACUGACUUGAUUGAUAACAUGCCAUCCCCAGUCUGGUCACCGGACUCGGCAUCAACGCACAAGGACUUGGUCGGUCGGUUGAGGACAAACUCGGCCGCCGAAAUGAGACGAACCGUAGCAGAUGAAGUCUCCCUUUAUACACCCAAGGGCUACGGGCCCAGCCAGCAACGCAACUUCUAUGACUACCACCAACCAUCUCUCACCAAAUCGGGUGAGCCCAAGCCUCGCCCAAGAUCGGAAAUCCUUGCAGGCAAUCGCAAGGUGAAGGACCUACUUGGCUUGCAGCGCGCAUCCUCAGGCGAAAGUGAUCCCACUGGACGCUAUGACGGCAGUUCUUAUAAGAGCCGAGGGCCACCGAGUCCACGAAAGAUAUCUCCGCCUAGCACUGUGAAAGAGGAGCCCAAGCGGCUCUCGCGUGUACAGGCUGCCAUCUCCGCAUUCAAUGCGAAGGAGCGGGAUGCUGAACUGCAGCAACAUUUGAAUUCUAAGGACCUUGAAAGCGAGUUCGAGAAACUACUGGAUGCGCGGGAUAUUCCCCACAACAUGAGAGACAAGAUGCGCUCUCUCGAUACCAAUAUCAAGGCUGAAUUUAUUCAGAAGGAUCGGACGGAGAACACCACUCCCCUUAGUACGGGAACUGGUGAUAGCCGUCGAGGACGUGGCAAAGAAGCUAAGGAAGAAUCCCAGCCUCAGGACCGUAAAGGCUCCCGGUCACGAUCUAGAAGCCGCGGCUUCAGCCUCAAAGGCCCUUCGUCACCUGGCAAGAAAUUGCGACGUGACAGUGAAGCUUCGAGUCGUCGCCCAAGGUCUGUGGAUCUUUCCCAGCCUGUCGGCGUUUACACGACUCUCUCGGCCAAUGUUUCAACAGCCUCGCUUGCCGAAGCAGCUGCUGUUGAUACCGCGGCAGAUCCUUCGGAUUUUGUUCAUUAUCUGCGAGAGAUUCAGAAGCCAGAAAUGGUUGAAGUCGGCAAGGUGCACAAACUGCGUCUCCUGCUACGCAAUGAAACCGUGCAGUGGGUCAAUGACUUCAUUACCGAAGGAGGUAUGGAUGAGAUUGUACAGCUUCUCUACCGCAUUAUGAAGAUGAUCUGGCGUGAGGACCAUGAGGACACCCUGUUGCAUGAGGCACUACUCUGCCUCAAGGCAUUGUGCACUACAUCUGUGGCCCUGACACACCUCACUGUUAUUGAGGAUGAGCUUUUCCCUGCAUUGUUGCACAUGCUCUUUGACGAAGAAAAGAAGGGCCCCAGUGAGUUUACCACCCGGGGGAUCAUUGCAAAUCUACUGUUCACGCAGCUUUCCACUGCCCCUGCUGGCGAUCUGGCGGCCAAGCGUGCCAGACAGAUCCUGUCUUACCUCAAGGACCCUCCACCACCGGCGGAAAACCAGCCGCUGGCAUUUAUUGCCAAUAUUUAUCAGUCACGACCAUAUAGAGUUUGGUGCAAAGAGGUCACCAACGUGACCAAAGAGGUGUUUUGGAUUUUCCUACAUCACCUCAAUGUGAUUCCUCUUCCCAAGAAGGAGGACUCCUUGGGUGAAAAGACAUCAGCGGACACUCGUUCUUACAGCGAGCGACACUUCCCGCCCCCAAGGCCACCUGUCCCGGCUGCCCCAUAUGUUGGAGGUGUCGAAUGGGAUGCGACCAACUACCUCGCGGCGCAUCUCGACCUCGUGAAUGGCCUGAUCGCCUCCCUGCCCACCCCAGAUGAGCGAAACCAACUUCGUGAUGAGCUCCGUUCUUCCGGUUUUGAGAAAGUCAUGGGCAGUAGUCUGCGUACCUGCAAGGAGAAAUUCUAUUCCUCUGUCCAUGAUUGCCUGCGAACCUGGGUUGCUGCCGCCGCCGAUGAUGGCUGGCCCUAUACCUUCGUGCGCGAAGGCCCGCCCCGAGCUGGCGAGCCUGGCUCACCUACUAAAUCUAUCAAGAAGUCCGCACCGGGUAGCCCCAAAAAGGGCCUGGUCGAUGAGCGACCACCCAAGCUGGAGCUCGCUCUUGAUUUUGCUGACAAUCACCUAGCGCAUGGUCCGAUGACACCGUCGGGCGACCUACGCAGCUGGCUCUAG
Messenger RNA from Penicillium paradoxum, 2577 nucleotides. RefSeq lists its product as uncharacterized. The coding region runs from base 1 to 2577 and encodes 858 amino acids. Lineage: Eukaryota; Fungi; Ascomycota; Eurotiomycetes; Eurotiales; Aspergillaceae. The record is from RefSeq and is a predicted model, not a curated record. The transcript is spliced from 3 exons. Gene Ontology annotation, biological process: actin cytoskeleton organization. Gene Ontology annotation, molecular function: small GTPase binding; actin binding.